Molecule: messenger RNA, 1434 nt
Organism: Cordyceps militaris CM01
Lineage: Eukaryota; Fungi; Ascomycota; Sordariomycetes; Hypocreales; Cordycipitaceae
Product: DUF563 domain protein
Exons: 1
Coding region: 1-1434 (477 amino acids)
Cellular component (GO): endoplasmic reticulum lumen
Molecular function (GO): protein N-acetylglucosaminyltransferase activity
Source: RefSeq, a predicted model, not a curated record
AUGAUUCGGUCGCUCCUUAAUCGGCGCCAAGUGCACCUGUUCUGCUCUGUCUCUAUCUUUUCUAUCUGCCUUUUCACAUAUUAUUUCCUUGUCACAUCCGAUGCCAGACGCUCGACGCGGAUAUCCAAACUCCAACCAGCCGCACAUACACAUACUCCUCACACACCGACCGACUAUGCGGCUCCGACAUCCGAAUCGAUAUGGUGUCAGGAACGCUUCGGCCUGCGCUACCUCGACAAUCUGCGUAAUUUCUCAGGCUCCUAUUGCAAGCCCGAAGCAACAUCGUCGCUGAAUUGCUUUUGGUCCGAGACCGCGAAGGACCGCCUCGACACUACCUGUUAUGCGAGGGGGGCGGUCUUUGACCCUGAGCGGAAGGUUUUUCACAUCGACUGUCCUCUGCGUGCGUCCGAGGACAACGCCCACGGGCUCCCUCGCGUACCGGAAGACAUGCACGCAUACUGGUAUGACACUGGUCCGCUGCAGAUACUCAACAAGUGCCUCCUCCUAGACGGCGGCGCCGCCCCGAGACCGGAUUCCGAGCGAAUUACAAUCCUUGUCAAGCGGGAAGGCACGAGCAACCUGUGGCAUUCGCUCAUGGAGAUUAUGAGCCUCUCCUGGAGCCUCGACUCGUUGCAGAUGUCAUCAACAGAAACGGGCGCCGCUUACCUGUCUCCGAGCCAUAUGAACUCUACCCAGAUUGUUCUAAUCGAUGACCUUGACUCUGGGCCAUACAUUGAACUGUGGCGUCUCUUCGCCCAGAUGCCCAUCCGGCGCUUGUCCGAGCUUGAUGCCGAGGAGCCGCCAAGCAACAUAGUUGUCCCUCUGGUUGGUGGCAGCAACCCACUCUGGCAGGGCGACUGGCAAGAACUGGCGUGCACCGAGGCUCCUCUCGUUAGUACAUUUGUUCGCCGCGUCCUGGACCUUUACAAAAUUUCCGACGCAGAUGGUGAUGCUGUCAGCACCGGUGGCACCGACGCAGACAUCGUCGUGACUUUUGUUGAUCGUAAAGGCGCCCGUGAGCUAGUGGACCAAGAUUCCCACCUCGAAAGGCUCAGAGCAGCUGUCCCGCACAUGAAGCUGACCGUCGUUGACUUUGCUUCUAUGCCGCUGCACCAACAGGUCCAGGUAGCACACCAGACUGACGUGUUGCUCGGGGUUCAUGGCGCGGGCCUGACACACUCCAUGUUCAUGAAACCUGGCGCGGUGCUGAUAGAAAUACUACCGGCUGAUUUCACACAUAAGGGUUUUCGAAAUCUAGCCCAGAUGCUAGGCCAUAGGUACUUUCGUACUCAUGCGCAGCGAGUGGCUUCCAAAAGCAAGCGUGAUUGGCAGCAAGACCCAGUUCAGAUUGACCAAGAGCGCCUGAUCACUGCUGUCAGGGCCGGUGUACAAGCCAUGUAUUCAAGAGGGGGUAGGAGUUACGAUGUAUCAUAA